ACUUAGCUCACUUGUUCUCCUCUCCCAGCAAAAUCUUCCCUUUCAAACCCACCAAAUGCUUGGGAGGAACCAAAACCCAAGCCCUCUUUUUCUCUCUCGCUUUCUCACCAUCCAAACAAGUACGUGAGCUUGAUUCCCUCCACAUCCAAAGAUAUUAGCUCCCUUUACUUGGAAGUGUAUGUAAAGAUAUCAAAAUUUUGGGUUUCUUGGGGUUUGCUUCACAAUUUGGUCUGGUUGGAUGGAGACUGCACUGGAAAAAUCAAUUCUUGGUCAUCCCUUGUUCGUUCCCGGAAAGAAACUCUCAUGUUUCAUGCAUCAGAACCGGAAUUUGAAGUUGCCAACGAAGUUUGCCGCAAGUAAUCAUCGAUACCCAUUUUGGGUUCAAUCGAAUUUUGCCAAACCGUAUAGUUUGACGGGCUUUUUUGUUUCACGAUUGGCUAAAACUGGUAAGUAUGAUAGAAGUAUGCAUUUAAAGUCCCUUGGUAGGGAUAGAGAGCAUCUGGGUAUUGAAGGAAAAGUGGUUUCGGUGGCAAAUUCGAAAUUCGUGAGAGUUUUGAUAAAAUGUGGAAUCGUUUUGGGAGCUAUGGUUUGUGGGGUUUUGGUGUUUGGUUGCAAGGGAGUGUUUGCUGAGGGAGGCGUGGUGAGUGUUGGACAGGAGACAUUGUUGUUGAGCAAUGCGUUGCCGAAGGUUUUGCAGCUUUUGAGGGUUUUCAAGGAGCAGGGUUUGGUGUUGGCAGCGCUACUGGGUCUCUCAGCAUUCUUCUCAAUGGCUGAGACUGCAAUAACCACAUUGUGGCCGUGGAAGAUUCGUGAGCUGGCUGAGAAAGAGUCUGACAAUGGUGUCUUCAAAAUGCUGCAGAGUGAUGUUACACGGUUUUUGACAACUAUUCUUAUUGGCACAACCGUUGUCAACAUUGGAGCUACUGCAUUAGUGACAGAUGCGGCAACAGCAAUAUUUGGUGAAGCUGGUGUUAGUCCGGCCACUGGAGUAAUGACUGUUGCCAUAUUGCUGCUUACUGAGAUCACUCCAAAAAGUUUGGCUGUUCAUAAUGCUGCAGAGGUUGCUAGAUUUGUGGUUAGGCCAGUGGCUUGGCUUUCCUUGAUUUUAUAUCCUGUGGGAAGGGUUGUGACAUAUCUUUCAAUGGGAAUGCUAAAGGUUCUUGGUCUCAAAGGCCGAAGUGAACCAUCUGUCACUGAACAAGAGCUGAAGCUGAUGCUUCGAGUGGCAGAAUCGAGUGGGGCAAUAGAGGAGGAGGAACAGGAUAUGAUUGAAAAUGUGCUGGAGAUAAAGGAUACACAUGUUAGAGAAGUGAUGACACCUCUUGUUGAUGUAGUAGCAAUUGAUGCAAGUGCAACUCUUAUAGAUUUCCACAACUUAUGGGUGACCCAUCAAUAUUCAAGGGUCCCCGUUUUUGAACAACGUGUCGACAACAUAGUGGGUAUUGCAUAUGCCAUGGAUCUCUUGGAUUUUGUUCAGAAAGGUGAGCUGCUAGAAAGUACUGAUGUUGGGGACAUGGCUCACAAACCUGCAUUUUUUGUGCCUGAUUCAAUGUCAGUGUGGAAUCUUCUUAGAGAGUUCCGCAUCAGGAAGGUUCACAUGGCUGUUGUUCUUAACGAAUAUGGUGGAACUGUUGGAAUAAUAACCCUAGAAGAUGUGGUUGAGGAGAUCGUUGGUGAAAUCUUUGACGAAAAUGAUUCAAAAGAAGAGAUCCAGAAGAAAACUGGGUAUAUUGUUAUGCGAGCGGAGGGAAUAUAUGAUGUUGAUGCUAAUACAUCUAUCGACCAACUCUCUGAAGAUCUGAAUAUCAAAAUGCCAGAGGACCAUCAAUAUGAGACGGUAUCCGGUUUUAUAUGUGAGGCAUUUGGAUAUAUUCCAAGGACAGGUGAAAGUAUUAAAGUAGUCCUUGAGAAGGCGAAUCAAGAAGAGGACAAUGAACAUACUGAAGCUGGUUCUGACCGGCAAGAUCUAAAAGAAAAAAGUCACGUUUAUAAACUUGAGAUAUUAGAAGGAAAUGCUAGAAAGGUCAGUGCUAUUCGGUUUGAACGCAUAAACAAUAGUGAUGAGAUUUUGGAGGCCAAAGAGUUAACUCGCUUGGUUCCCAAAAUCAUGAGGAGGAGAUGGAGCAGUGAUGAAGAUUCAGAUAAUACUGGUUAUGAGCAUUCGUCCCAAAAGAAACAUGAGGAUGGCCUUUCUGAUGAGUAUGUCGUUGCUGACCUUGACGAAGAAAAUGAGAACUCCAGUAGAAGGAGGGCGAUGGAGGAAUGAACGGAAGUGGAAUCACAGCCUUUGCUACUACCCAUCACAGGAAGUAGUGGAGUCUUUCAAUGAAACUGAAUAAGGUGCCCUGACUUCCGAUUUCUGUAUUGUUAUAUAUAGGACAUGAAUGUGCAAUGCACUCUCUGUUGAUGUAAAAGGAAAAGGUGGAAUCAGCAGCUGAUUGCAAAGUCCAAGAAACAAGGCAACGGUAUGCGGUCAGUUUGAGAAGUUUUGAGUUGGUUGAUGUGAUGAGAUAAACGAAAGUACUUGUUUAGGGACCAAAGGGUGGGAAUGAAGAUCCAAAAUGCUGUGGAAGUUUGUUCUUGGAAGAGUUUCUUUAGGGGGAAUAAAGGGAUGGGUUAUGCCCUGUCGGCUUAUUCCUUGAGUCGCUAUUGCUCUGGAGUAGAUGGUGCCCCCCUUUUUCUGAUGGUGAUCCCUUAUUUGGUGGUGCAUUGUUGGGAUCUUUUUAUUUUAUCAUUUUCAUUCUGUUUUUAGUUUGGCGGAAUGCAUAAAGGAAAAGAAACAACUAGGGUUGCCGAUGUAAAGGCCGGACAAAGAGUUGGGAUGGAGAAUCAUUUUUUCCUGUUUUUUUCUUGAUUGAAGUUUUUGAUGGUUAUGAAAUAGAACCAUAACCUGCCAAAUGCAACAUCCUCUGCUCCUCUGUCUCCUCACCCCACACCACACACAAUCUCUUCCUUACAUUUUCUGUUGUCUUGGAGUUGUUUGGAUGGAAAUGACAUUGGAUGUGCAGAGGAAAUGAUGUAGAGAUUAUGUACCGGAUACAUCUAUGGCUGUUUCUUGUUUGGAAGGUUCUGUAGAGCAACUUAAACGUAUUGGUUGUGCUUUGAAUUUGAAAUUGAUCAAUUUGGAGGCAUCCUUGCAA
Tripterygium wilfordii is the source of this 3140-nucleotide messenger RNA. Its product is annotated as putative DUF21 domain-containing protein At3g13070, chloroplastic. NCBI's taxonomy places the organism in Eukaryota, Viridiplantae, Streptophyta, Magnoliopsida, Celastrales, Celastraceae. The transcript has 15 exons. Gene Ontology annotation, molecular function: flavin adenine dinucleotide binding. Bases 239 to 2266 code for a protein of 675 amino acids. The record is from RefSeq and is a predicted model, not a curated record.